Drosophila elegans is the source of this 1201-nucleotide messenger RNA. RefSeq lists its product as uncharacterized. The record is from RefSeq and is a predicted model, not a curated record. The transcript has 2 exons. NCBI's taxonomy places the organism in Eukaryota, Metazoa, Arthropoda, Insecta, Diptera, Drosophilidae. Bases 9 to 410 code for a protein of 133 amino acids.
AAUGGGCGAUGAAACAUACUUCAUUUCGCUUAACUCAUUUUGAUACAGCCGCAGAGCAAUUUUUCAACAAUUUUCCAACUUCAAAAAGAAACAAAUUUCUACCAAAUUCGCCGGCGCUUGCGGUUCAAUCGAGAACGAGAAUGGGUCUGAAACGCUUUGUGUCCUCUAUGCUGCGCAAGUCCCCGAUUUGUCCGUCCGAGCCCGGCAAGCUGGCCGCCGGAUGCCCAUCCGUGUUCGCCGAGGAUGGUACGUGGAACGCCAAGUUCAUCAGGAAGACGGUCCGCGAGGAGAGGACCGGUGACGCAUCCGUGAAGAAGCAACAGUCCAGCCGCAAGGAGGCCGAACAACCGCCCACCUUUAGGCUCCCCCGCAAACGUUCCUGGCUGCUGAGGCGCAUGGUUCCCUCGUAGACACAAGAAAUGCUAAAUCUGAAAUGCCAAUUUUAGUCCAAAGAACACACAAGUUGUGCUGUCUUAUCGCUCUGCUGUGCCAACUGCUGAUUAACAAUGACAGCAGAAACCUUGGCAAUAUGUGCAUGUCCGGGUUCCGAACUUCCCCUUCCAGAAAGAUUAUUAUGGUUAAUGUUGGUGCCAUUGUCGUGUUGCCUGUUGUUGUUUCCCCGUCAACUCCUUUCCCCCCUUGUGCAAAUAUUUUACACGACACACGAGCUGCACAAAGCCAAAGCGCACAAGUAAAAGUAAAUUAUAAGCAAAGGCAACAAUAGCAGCAGCAGCAGCAGCAGCAGCAACAGCAGCAGCAGUUGCAACAAUGAUGCAGUGCCAUGUUGAAACGCAACUGAUUGUGCGCGAAAAGUUUUUGUUGAUGCCACGCGCUGGAAAAAACCAAGAAAAAAAAAAAACCGAGGAAAAGAUGCCGGAGCAACAAAAAGACAGCGCCCGGUUUUCGGUUAACAUGACUUAUUAUUACGGGCGGAAAAGUGGGAGUGGCAGCGCGGACUCCGGACUCAGACUUGCCAACUAGUUCAAGAUGAAGUCGCGGUGAAAAUGGAUCACAGCGAAUGCCAUGAAAAUGAAGGCGGCGUGGGUUUCUCUUUUGUCAUGCGUCCCACAACCGCAAACUAAUAUGCUAAAACGAUACCCUAAGAAAGGGAAUUUCCUGGUAAAGUAAAGGAAAGUAUGUACAUUUUCAACUGAAUAUUCCUUUCAUUUUUUGGAGCAUUCCAAAAUACUGUUUUAGAGUU